CACUGGUAAAAGAAUCUCUGUGAAGCAAGGAAAAAGUGAAAUCAACAGAAUGGUCUUAAUACUCUAUGGAACCGAGACAAGUCCCCCCGUACGGGCUGUUCUCUUGACUUUACGUGCAAUGCAGCUGGAUUAUACCUUUCAUCAGUUAGACAUGCAGUCUGGUGAACAUUUGGAUCCGGCAUAUUUGCAGAAGAACCCCCAGCACACAAUACCCAUGUUGGAGGACGAUGGUGGCAAAUAUAUUUGGGACUCCCAUGCCAUUUGCGGUUACUUGGUUAAUCAAUAUGGACAACAGCCUGAUGGCGAUCUCUUGUAUCCCAAAGAGCCCCUGCAAAGGGCUGUAGUCGAUCAACGAUUGCACUUUGAAUCAGGCAUACUGUUCCACACCUGUUUCAAGCAAUUACAAAAGUUAGUCUUCAGGGAGAAUGUCACCGAGUUGCCCAAAGAGCAGAUAGUCGAACUUAAUGAGGCCUAUGCCCUGUUGGAGCAAUUUCUGAACGAUCAUUCAUUCAUGGCCGGUGAUCAUUUAACCAUAGCAGACUUCAGUCUAGUAUCCACAUUGUCCACUCUUCAUCUCAGCUACGCUCCCAUUCAGGCAUCAAAGUAUCCCAAAUUAUCAUCCUGGCUGGGCCGGCUCUCCGCUUUGCCGUACUACGAAGAGGCCAAUCUGCGAGGAGCUCGUCAAUUGGCUGACCGUGUAAGAGCCAAAUUGCCCAAGCAGUUUGAUAAACUUUGGCAGAAGGCUUUCGAGGAUAUCAAGAGUGGGGCGGGCAAGCAAUGAAUUGGAGAAGAAACUGACCACCUUGGUCCAUCAUCAUUACCAUCGUCAUUAUCAUAAUGAAAAACAUUCUAUGGCCCCAAAAAAAAAAAAAGAAAUCGACAGACGAGGCAAACAAGAAAACUCUAAAAAAAACUUUUUCCCUCAUUAAAAUUAUAAAAUUUUUGUUCUCGU
Messenger RNA from Drosophila willistoni, 952 nucleotides. It is a transcript of the gene GstE10, whose product is annotated as glutathione S-transferase 1. The record is from RefSeq and is a predicted model, not a curated record. Gene Ontology annotation, biological process: glutathione metabolic process. Gene Ontology annotation, molecular function: glutathione transferase activity. The transcript has a single exon. Lineage: Eukaryota; Metazoa; Arthropoda; Insecta; Diptera; Drosophilidae. The coding region runs from base 50 to 781 and encodes 243 amino acids.